This is a messenger RNA of Monosiga brevicollis MX1, 3219 nucleotides long. RefSeq lists its product as uncharacterized. Gene Ontology annotation, cellular component: Smc5-Smc6 complex. Gene Ontology annotation, biological process: double-strand break repair via homologous recombination. The record is from RefSeq and is a predicted model, not a curated record. Bases 1 to 3219 code for a protein of 1072 amino acids. The transcript is spliced from 27 exons. Lineage: Eukaryota; Choanoflagellata; Craspedida; Salpingoecidae. Gene Ontology annotation, molecular function: ATP hydrolysis activity; ATP binding.
AUGUUGUCGGCCAGACGAUCUCGCGUUCCGGACGAGACCAGCGACUCGGAGGACAAUGGUGCUGGCAGUCCUGUGCCCCUUGCCAAGCGGGCGCACCAUUCAUCGAAAUCUACCGUGGGAGCCAUUCGGCGCAUCUACAUGGAGAAUUUUGUGACCUAUUCAAAGGUUGAAUUCCAUGUCGGCCCUGGCCUCAACGUCAUCCUCGGACCCAACGGCUCGGGCAAAUCGACUGUGAUUUGUGCCAUUUGCUUGUGCCUUGCGGGAAAGCCCGAACUUCUUGGCCGUGCAACACACUACAAGCAGUUUAUCCGCACCAAUGAAGAUCGUGCGGUGAUCGAGGUUGAGCUGGACAUGGGCAAGAAUGCGCCUUUGACGGUGCGCCGAGUGAUGACGAUUGACCGGAAUAAUAACGGCAAAGCCUCGUCGAACUUUUCCCUGAAUGGCCGCCCGGCAACAGAGGAACAGGGACUCACAGCCACAUCUCGUUUCUGCUCCAUAAAGGUCAAGCAAAAGAUCAGUGCUCUGAACAUCCAAAUGGACAAUCUUUGCCAGUUUUUGCCUCAAGACAAGGUGUCCGAGUUCUCGCGGAUGAAACCCGAUGAACUCCUUGUUGCAACAGAAACGGCGAUUGGUGGUCAGAAGCUGCGCGAGAAGCACGAAAAGCUUGCCGAGGAUGAACAGGCUUUGAACCAGGAGGUCAAUGCGUACGAGAUUAUCCAUCAAGAGUACCAAAAUGGCUUUCAACGCAACGAGCAGCGGCGCCCCGAGGUGGAGAAAGCACAGCAUCAUCGAGAACUGAGCCAAGAUAUUUUCAAUCAUGAGAACAAGAUCAAUUUUUCCGAGUAUAACCUUUUGAAACAGCAGGUCGAAGCACUCAAGAAGGAAUGCAAAGCUCUUGAGGAGCAGUCCUCUGUUGCCAGGCAACAAGUCGAGCUCAAAGAAAGGGAAGCGCGAGAAUCUGAAGUCAUUGUCAACAAAGAGCGCAACAAAGUGGAGGCCAAGAAAUCGGAGCUCGCCGCUACCUUUACCAAAUUUAACGAAGCCUCGGAGAACCUGACAGCGUGCAGCAGCCAGCUGCAGGAAGUCAUUGAUGAGGCAGCCGCGAAGCAGAAGAGCCUGAAGACUCGCCAAGACAAGCGCGACAACCUGCAAGCAACCCUCGUCGAUUUGCAGAAGGAGCUGGAAAAGGCCUCGAACCAGAGCGGGCUGCAGGCACAACUUGAGCAGGUGAUGCGAGAGCUUCACGAGCUGAAGAGCCAGGUCAUCGACUUGCGUGGUGAGGCCAAACAAGCUGAACAAAACCUCCGCCAAGCCACCCAGGCCAAGCAGCGCGCCAGCGCACAACUUGAGCGCGCUCGAGACCAAUCUCAACGUCGCCAAAAUGAGUUUUUUCGCCUGUACCCCCACCUUCGCGAUGCCGUGGAGUGGAUUAAGCAGAAUCAAUCCAAAUUCAAGGAUCCGAUCGAAGGUCCACUCAUUCUUGCUUUGGACGUCAGCAAUGAAAGGGCUGCCGAUGUCAUUGAAAUGACCAUUGGCAAGCCUGACCAACAAGCCUUUGUGACCACCAAUACCCAUGAUCAACAGCUCUUGCUCACUGAAUUGCGUGACAAGAAAAAGAUUCCCAUCAAUGUGCUCAACAUGGACCCUCGCGAAGCGCGACAAGUCGACGACCGGAGAAGACAGCAGCUCUCUGGCUUGGGCUUCAAGUUUAUGUCUGAACACUUGCGCGCGCCCCCAGCCACCUUUGCAUUUCUCACAACCAAAUACCACAUGUCUGAGAUUCCAGUGACCUUUGAUGCUGCAAAUGACCGCCAUGUCAACGGUCUGAUAAGUCAAGGCAUGUGCACUGCCACAACCGCUCGCUGGAUCUGCCCUUUUCCCCAGCACAGUUACACCACCCUCUACGUUGACAGGCAGAACUAUCGACACAAGAAGUCGCGAUUCAAUUCCGACUACGACAUGACGGAUAUGAUUCCGAUUCGACCAUCAACGAUUUUGCGCUUACAAGAGGACAAGGAAGCCGUUGCACGUCUCCUUUUGUUCGUGUUUGUCUGUUCCUUUGAUCUUGUGCAGGAGGCGGAAGCAAUGCAUGCCACCAAGGAUAAAGACAAGCGAGCUCUGAGCGACAAGAUGAAGGUGUUCAAAACCUUGGAGGCCGAUAUUGAUGCCAAAGAAUCUUGGCUUCGCUCGGCUGAAAAGUCUAUUCGAGAUCUUCAGGGUCUUUUGGCCAAUCUGAAGAGCAAAGCCAAGACAUAUUGUGCUCAGCUUCCAGGCUUGACGGCUGAGGUCGCCUCCAUCAGCGGCACUCUGCGCACGGGCUUGUGCGAAAUUUCUCAAGUCCUGAUGCGAUUCCAAGUGGCCCAUAAUCAGCACAAAAUCAUCGUUGCACAGCUUGUCGAAUGCAAGCAAAACUAUAAUACCCAAGUGCAAGACUUGCCACGUCGCAAGAAGCAGAUCAAAGAUAUGAAGAAGGAAGCACUGCGUUUGUUGGCUGUGAGUGUUCGCCAGGCUUGCGUGCACAAGGAAACGACUUGUUUGGCACUCCUUUUCUGCUUGGCAUUCAACACGUGUCGCAGUGAGACACACAGCGACCUUCACUUUAUACGCCUCGACCGUGUGCUCAUUCUUGCUGGCUCGUGGACACAACAGCGCAACGCCAGUGGCGAGAUUAAUGAGGCCGUGGUGCGAGAAUUCGAGCAAGAGAAAAUCAGGCUCGAUCAACUCAAAAAACAGACGCAUGACAUUAGCAUCAAGUUUGGAGAAUUCUUCCAGCAACUUGAGGGUUGUGCUGGCUCUGUCAAGCUUGUCAAAGCGGAUUCAUACAAAAACUGGGGCAUCCAAAUUAUGGUUCAAUUUCGAGCUGGAGAAGAACUGGCACCACUGAUGCACAGCCAUCAGUCCGGUGGAGAGCGCUCUGUAUCCACCAUGCUUUAUCUCAUGGCCUUGCAGACCCAAACCCAGUGCCCCUUCCGAGUGGUUGAUGAGAUUAACCAGGGCAUGGACGACAAGAACGAACGCCGUGUCUUUGAGCAGGUCAUGUCCGUGUGCUCACAAGCGGAAGCUUCACAAUACUUUCUUGUAACCCCAAAGCUCCUACCUAACCUCCAAUACAACGACAAGGUGACUGUACACUGCGUGUUCUCUGGCACGGACAUGGUCAACUUUGACCAAUGGGAUCUCGGACGCUUCUGCGAUGUCAAACGGCAACUGAACCUUUGA